ACAAGUUCUGUUAACAUGAAGAAAAUGCAAAAGAUGUUACAAAACGCAGCUGAAGAGAAUGUUAGAAGUAUAAGGCAAUAUGUAACAGAGCUCAAAGAACGUGUUGCCAAGCUGCAAUACCAAAAGCAAUUACUUGUCUGCUAGGAAAACAAGGAAAGGUUGCAGAGUACAAGCAAGAAAAGCUUCUUGAGGGGCUUCACUGAGAUGAAAACUAUCAAUGAAACAGGUUGUUUACCAGGAAAUCUAACAGAGGUAGGUAAAAUGUGUUGUCGAUCGGUCUGUUUUUGUUAAUAUCCCUUGACUGUUAGUGUUAUAGUUUUCUUAUAAGUUUAUUGGGAUCCAACUCAUUCCUUACCCUGAUUAAAAUUAGAGAAUGCACCUGGUCGUUGCAUAUGUAUGUGUGCACUUACACCACUCCGAAAAAAACAUAUAAAUACAUAUAGUGUAAUAUCUUGUCUGCUAAACAUUUUUGAUAUAUCGGAGGACAAUGGCGACAGAUGCAAAUUCUGGGUUCAAGAAUUUGAAAGAGACAUUCAUAGUUGACGUGCAGAAGGCAGAAGGAAAAGCCUUAAAUGUCCCUUUGAUUUCCCCUAUUACUGCUGCAACUGUAAGGAUUGAAAAAGUUGGUAAUGUGGCUAUCAGGAUUGAGUUGUUUGAUGGAUGUGUUGGGUGGGGUGAGGCUCCUAUUCUCCCUCCUAUAACUGCCGAGGAUCAGCCGUUGGCUAUGUCAAAGGUUGCGGAAGCAUGUGAAUCUUUGAAGAGGAGUCCUCCUAUGACUCUGGGUUUGGUGUUGGGAAAGGUUGGUAGCAUUCUACAAGGGCAUGCAUUUGCUUCGGUUAGAGCAGGAGUUGAGAUGGCUCUGAUUGAUGCAGUUUCUUAUAGCGUUGGCAAGCCUUUGUGGAGAUUGUUUGGUGGUGUUUCAAACACAAUAACCACAGAUAUGACAAUUCCAAUUGUUUCUUCUGUGGAAGCUGCUCAAUUGGCUUCACAGUUUCGCGAAAAGGGAUUUAAAACCUUGAAGCUUAAGGUGGGUAAGAAUUUGAAAGCAGACAUUGAAGUGCUUCAAGCAAUACGUGCCGCCCACCCUGAUUGCGCGUUUAUCUUAGAUGCUAAUGAAGGUUACACCUCUACUGAAGCUAUUCAGGUUCUUGAGACAUUACAUGAGAUGAAGUUGACUCCAGCUCUUUUUGAACAGCCAGUUCACAAGGAUGAUUGGGAAGGUCUUGGUCGUGUUACUAAGAUUGCAAAAGAAAAAUACGGGGUGUCCAUUGCCGCUGAUGAAAGUUGUCGGGGUUUAGCUGAUUUAAAGAAGAUAGUUGAAGAAAAUCUAGCAGAUGUCAUAAACAUCAAGCUUGCCAAACUAGGGGUACUAGGCGCCCUUGAAGUAAUUGAGUUGGCACUUGCAUCUGGCCUGCAUUUGAUGAUUGGUGGAAUGGUUGAGACUAGAAUUGCAAUGGGCUUUGCUGGUAACCUUGCUGCAGGGCUCGGAUGUUUCAAAUUCAUUGACCUGGAUGCACCACAUCAUUUAUCAGAAGAUCCAGUUGUCAAGGGCUGUGAAGUUUAUGGUCCUGUGUACAGAUUUCCAAAUGCCAGAGGCAGCGGGUGUUUUCUCGAUUGGGACAAUAUUAUGUGAUGUCAGAUUCAGAAGCUAGCAAAGAAUUUUCUGGUGGGACUACUUUUUAGUGUUGCGAGGUUAAAAUGUGGAGGAGUUGUUUUCUUACAAUAAUAACAUAUAUGUAUCAUGUUUCUGGGAAAUAUACAGAGACAGUUUCAUUGAUCUGUGCCUUUCCUGUACCUAUCACAUUUUGAACAAUCUGAAUCUGAUUUAAAUUCUCUCCACUUUUAAAGUGGAA
Molecule: messenger RNA, 1853 nt
Organism: Daucus carota subsp. sativus
Lineage: Eukaryota; Viridiplantae; Streptophyta; Magnoliopsida; Apiales; Apiaceae
Product: L-Ala-D/L-amino acid epimerase
Exons: 8
Coding region: 488-1633 (381 amino acids)
Molecular function (GO): racemase and epimerase activity, acting on amino acids and derivatives
Source: RefSeq, a predicted model, not a curated record